Cokeromyces recurvatus is the source of this 474-nucleotide messenger RNA. RefSeq names its product ankyrin repeat-containing domain protein. Bases 1 to 474 code for a protein of 157 amino acids. The record is from RefSeq and is a predicted model, not a curated record. NCBI's taxonomy places the organism in Eukaryota, Fungi, Mucoromycota, Mucoromycetes, Mucorales, Mucoraceae. Gene Ontology annotation, molecular function: protein binding. The transcript has 3 exons.
AUGACCGAUCACGCAGAAUUACUUGACGAUCUUAUUUAUUUUGCUCGUGCUGGUGAACUUGAAGAUAUUAAAGAGCUUAAGCUUUCUCCUGAAACUUUAGUUGAAAAAGAUGAAUCUGGCAAAACUGCUCUUCAUAUGGCCAGUGCUAAUAAUCAUGUUGAUAUUGUUACUUACAUUGUAGAACAGCUUUCAACAUUAGAUGAAAAAAAGAAAGUCGAGUUAAUUAACAUUAAAAACGAUCAAGGAAAUACACCACUUCAUUGGGCUGCAUUAAAUGGACACUAUGAUGUUGUAGAGAUCUUAAUUAAAAAUAAUAUGAACAUUUCACCUAUAUAUGAAGCACAACAAAGAAAUCAUGAAAAGAUAGCUGAAUACUUUUUGAAUACGAUGGUUGAAGAUGAGCCUGAAGAACCAAUUGCUGAAGAUGAGCAAUAUGUUGAAACGGGUGUGCCUGAAAGUGGUAGUGGCAAUUAA